Molecule: messenger RNA, 1382 nt
Organism: Mercenaria mercenaria
Lineage: Eukaryota; Metazoa; Mollusca; Bivalvia; Venerida; Veneridae
Exons: 2
Coding region: 119-838 (239 amino acids)
Molecular function (GO): protein binding
Source: RefSeq, a predicted model, not a curated record
UUUGAAAGCAAUACAGUAUAAAAGUGUACCCUGCCUUGCAUAACUGGUAAUAAGAUUUGGUUCAUGCACUUGCUUAAAUCCCUGGCGGUAAAAAAGAGCAUCGGAGUAAUAAUUCAGCAUGGACUUCUACUUAAUAUUACUAGGUUUCGGAAUUGUUCAGUGUGCUAGUUUAGGGCCUGAACCUCAGUGUUCGAAAUUCCACUAUGAAGAGCAGCUUCUGGAGAAGAUGAUAAGGACUGAGGUGAAAGUUGAAGAGAUAGAAAAACGUAUUUUGGAAACUAAUCAACACGUGAUUGACGUUCUAGAAGAUUUGAAAACCGAGAGUGUAGACAUAAAGAAUGAAUACGAUGAAUUGCAGAAACGAUAUUCCAAGGAAAUGGAGGAACGUAUAUCAGAAAUCUCUAAACUGAAAGAUACCCUGUUGACAGAGACAAUAGCAUUUCAAGCACGUGGACCUGCAGAUAAAAGUCUUGACACUGGUCAAACUAUUGUAUUUGCAGAGACAAUGUUCAACACAGGUGGAGCAUAUGACAACAUGACGGGAAUGUUUACAGUUCCUGUGAGCGGAACAUACCUGUUCACCAUUCACCUGUGUAUAAAGAAUAAGAUGGACAUGUAUUACGGUAUCAUGGUUGACAACUCUGUUCAAACGUCGGGACGAUUUUACGACAAUGACGCAUACAUGUGCUAUUCAGCUGAUGCUAUAAGUGUUCUUGGAGGUGGAGAAAAAGUAUACAUCAAGUGUUUAUCUACGUCAUCUGGAGAUAUUCUGUAUGAGUCCAGUAGUUCAACAUACAAUAACUGGAGUACCUUUUCCGGCAUGCUGGUCCACAGAUAAACAAACAUUGAUAAACGGCUUCAAUUAACAAGCUAUAUGUGUGCAGUUACAGUCAAACUCGCUUUAUACGAACUCAUCCGGACCUAAGAAAUAUGCUCGUAUCAAACGAAAUUCGUAUUAAUGAAUGUAUGACCAGAUAAUUUGUCCGAGCAAUUUGGGCAGUAUCACCGGUAUCAUCGAUGAAUAGAUUCCAAUAUUAUGAUACAUGAAAGUAGUGAAUAGUUUUAAACUGAUUAAGUUAAUUCAUUCAGAUAACAUUGAAAUUACUCAAGAAAAGUCAUACUUAAACAGGUAAAACUGUAUUAAUUCAAAUUUUAAUGUGCGGUCGAGGUCAAGAGCGCCAAAUUAUAUCCACCGCCAACAUUGAAGCUUGUACUAUAUAACAAGCAUUCUAAGAGGUAUAAAAGUUUGUAUAUUUAGGAAGACACAGCCUACCUGUAUCGACACUAGAACGUCAAUAAUGUGUAUACAAUUUUUUACACCUCUUUAAAUCUUGACCUGUUAAUUGAUUAAAUUAUUUUAUAUUUACAUGAUAUACAAAGGA